Messenger RNA from Ilyonectria robusta, 1521 nucleotides. RefSeq names its product amino acid/polyamine transporter I. Gene Ontology annotation, molecular function: transmembrane transporter activity. NCBI's taxonomy places the organism in Eukaryota, Fungi, Ascomycota, Sordariomycetes, Hypocreales, Nectriaceae. Gene Ontology annotation, cellular component: membrane. The record is from RefSeq and is a predicted model, not a curated record. Gene Ontology annotation, biological process: transmembrane transport; amino acid transport. Bases 1 to 1521 code for a protein of 506 amino acids. The transcript has 3 exons.
AUGGCGGACGAUUUACGAACCCGAUCCAACGCGUCGACUACGCACAUGCCUCGCAUCUUCUCCUUGACUUCUACCCUUGCCAUGGCCUUUUCGAUCACAAAUACUUGGAUUGGGUACUCUGCAACUUUUGUGACACCGCUGUUGGCCGGAGGUGGCCCUGCCGUUGUUUUCUGCUUGGUCCUAGCAUGCGUUGCUUGCACCAUCCUUGCUCUGGGCUUGGCGGAGCUGGCAUCUGCGUUUCCCUCUAGCGGUGGUCAAUACCACUAUGCAUCCAUGGUUUCGACGGAGAGGUAUCGUGCGCCUAUGGCCUUUGCCAUAGGCUGGAUUAGCAUUUUGGGAUGGCUCUUUGGGACUAUCAGUACGACGGUAUUCUGCUCUCAAACAUCACUGAUGCUCGCUUCGCUAUAUCACCCAAGCUAUGUCUGGACGGCAUGGCAAGUCUGGCUUAUCUACACACUGAUCACGGCUAUUUCCUGCCUUUUCAUCAUCUUGCUUCCUCGAUGGAUCCCAGCAGCGGAGAAAGUCUUCCUCUUUUCGUCUCUCCUUGGCCUCGUUGUUGCUUUUAUCACGGUUCUGGUGACAAGUCAAGAGAAACAACCAGCAAAAGUGAUAUUUGCUGAAUGGGUCAAUGUCACCGGAUGGCCGGAUGGCCUGGCCUUCAUCCUAGCAACUGGCCAGGCUAUGUAUGGCUUUCUGGGCAUGGAUGGUGCAACCCAUAUUGCCGAGGAGCUUCCCAACCCCGAGCGGACUGUGCCCAAGGUCAUUAUCAUGAUUAUGGCCAUCGGUACCGCAACAAGCAUCCCCUGGACAAUCGCCAUGAUAUUCAGUACUAACGAUCUCGAAAAAGUUGCCGGAUCUGCACUUCCCAUAUAUGAGGUCUUUCUUCAGGCCAUCAAUUCUCAGGCUGCAGCGACCUUCUUCACUGUCUGGAUAUGCUUUAUUUACUACGGUGCUCUUGUUAGCUGCUUCGUCACAUCUGGGCGACUUAUUUGGGCGUUUUCGCGCGACGGCGGUCUCCCAUACUCACACAUCUUCGCCAAAAUCCAUCCAACUCUCCUCGCACCAGUCAAUGCCACAUUGCUAGCUGGGGCCUUUAUGGUCGUGUUCGGUCUUUUGUAUAUUGCAUCAACCACGGCAUACAAUAGCAUUGUGGGCUUGGCUAUUCUGGCAAUAAACCUCACCUGCGCCAUCCCCCAAACCAUUGUCUUGAUCCGUGGACGACACGUUCUUCCGAAACGAUAUCUGAAUCUUGGUCCGGUUCUGGGAACAUUUUGCAAUGUCUUCUCCACACUCUACGUGGCACUAUACACCGUCCUAUUUUGUUUCCCGCUUAUGCUUCCGGUAGCAGCAGCGUCUAUGAACUACCUUUCUGUAGUACUCGUGGGCGCACUCGUCUUUGUUACUAUUCUGUGGUGGGCUGGCAAGCGUCACACAUUUCAUGGCCCGAGCCUUCAGAGCGAAGGCGUUGUGAUUGAAAGCCGGGCAGUUGAGGACGGGGCAAAGAAUUCCAUGUCCCAGUAA